AUGCGGCGCGCAUCUCGAUUGAUUCCGUUCGGUUUCGUCAUCCUGCUCCUGAAUCUUCUGCUCCUCCUCCAGCCAUCGGCAGUCGGCCACACACUGGGCGCCAGCUGCCAGACGCCCGAGAAGAGCGAAGGACGCUGCGUGCACUUCAGCUCCUGCCGCCUCGUCCUGCGCCACUAUGCGAUGUACAAGGAGCACAUGCCGCCUGCGAUAAUGCGAUUCCUGCAGAGGGCCCGCUGCAAGCCGAAGAACGAAGGCUAUCAUUUGUGCUGCGAACUCAAAGAUGUGAUUCCCGCGAACGCCAACUCCAAGUUGAAGUAA
Messenger RNA from Drosophila teissieri, 318 nucleotides. RefSeq lists its product as uncharacterized. The transcript has 3 exons. The record is from RefSeq and is a predicted model, not a curated record. Lineage: Eukaryota; Metazoa; Arthropoda; Insecta; Diptera; Drosophilidae. The coding region runs from base 1 to 318 and encodes 105 amino acids.